This is a messenger RNA of Penicillium robsamsonii, 321 nucleotides long. RefSeq lists its product as uncharacterized. Bases 1 to 321 code for a protein of 106 amino acids. The transcript is spliced from 3 exons. Lineage: Eukaryota; Fungi; Ascomycota; Eurotiomycetes; Eurotiales; Aspergillaceae. The record is from RefSeq and is a predicted model, not a curated record.
AUGGUUGAUCCCCUCUCCAUUGCGGGCUUGACUAUUGGCGUUAUUCAAGUUAUCAUCGAACUAAGUGAAAGAACGGCAGAGCUCAUUCAUGAUGCAAAUUCCUUUGAAAGCAAAGCAAUGAAACCGGCCCCUGACCGCGGACAGGACUCGAAUGAGCUGCAGAACUUGGUCAAUGACGAAAAUAUUCAGACAAAGCUGCUUAAGACCCUACUUUUCUCCCAAUGCACGGUAUAUGGAGGCAAGACUCUCUUUGAGCAAUUCGAUCCCGACAUUCAAUGGCAGAUCGAGCUUCUCUGUGUCGAGAUCAGUUCAAUCCUCUAA